Messenger RNA from Bipolaris zeicola 26-R-13, 741 nucleotides. RefSeq lists its product as uncharacterized. Gene Ontology annotation, biological process: mycotoxin biosynthetic process. The record is from RefSeq and is a predicted model, not a curated record. Lineage: Eukaryota; Fungi; Ascomycota; Dothideomycetes; Pleosporales; Pleosporaceae. The transcript is spliced from 3 exons. The coding region runs from base 1 to 741 and encodes 246 amino acids.
AUGCUGACCAUCUCGCUACAUCUCACAUUUAUCGUCACCAUGUUUGCUCGCUAUAAGCUCGUAUCGUCAAGCGACAGCGCUUCGGAACAUAGUCCGGAUCCCGACUCGACACGCGGACGAUUCUACCGAACUAUAGCACUAACAGUGCUUACAAUCGCCAAUGUCUGUGUACUAGGCUUGUCCAUUGCUAUCUGGUACACCACACCUACCAGCCUUGCUUCGCCCAACGCCCCCGAUGCACAACCCAUUGAACUUGCUAGAGUAGAGUCGCUUCCCAUCGAUUUCGUUCCUUUCUAUUGGAAUACGCCAUGGGGUGCACCUAACGCCUCGGAAGCUGAUCCGCUGUGGGACAACAUCAACACUGCACACGGUCAUAUCGCAGUGGACCAUGAGUUCGCGGCAGAGAACCAUCGUAUUGUUCGCGCCGCAUAUUUAACUCUAAAGCGCCGAGAGCUCCCUAUCUUCCCUUCGGAUCACGUCUUGCAUUGCUUUGACGCCCUCCGCCAGCACAUCAUGUGCCACGCGGACAACACUCCGCUCUAUGGUCAUGGCCAUGGGACAGCUGGUGACGGACAACUACACCAAUGCCGGGAUUGGAACGCGCUUAGGGAUUAUGCAACAAAGAAUACAGCGUGCUUUCGCGAUGGCGAGCCUGGUAUGAGUUUUGAAGACCGGUUUGGGGUGUGUGAUGACGGAACAGAUGGCUUAGAGGAGCGUGUGCCAGUACUGGCAGUCUCAUAA